Molecule: messenger RNA, 2532 nt
Organism: Perognathus longimembris pacificus (Pacific pocket mouse)
Lineage: Eukaryota; Metazoa; Chordata; Mammalia; Rodentia; Heteromyidae
Gene: Mpped2
Product: metallophosphoesterase domain containing 2
Exons: 7
Coding region: 394-1278 (294 amino acids)
Molecular function (GO): hydrolase activity
Source: RefSeq, a predicted model, not a curated record
UCGCUCGCUCUCUCUCCCCAGAUCGAGGCUGCUCGGGGCUUUUCUCCCCCUCCUUUCCCCCCUCCCCACCUUUCGCGCCGCGCCCUCGGGUCCCCUGCCCCAGCUCGCCGCGGGACCUCGGAGGUCGAAGGUUCUGGCCCUCCGGCGCCCCUCGCUGCCCCUUCGCGCGCUCCCCGCGCUCCUCCCGCAAAGCUCCGGGCGGCUCGGCGAUGGACCGCCCGCCCACCGGGCGCUGAAGGCAUCCUCGGACCCGGAGCGCAGCCCGGGAAAGAAACGCACAGAAGUAUUGAUGAGUAGAUCCUUGGAUUCAGAGGUUUGGUUGAACUGCACCAUACUUGCUUUCUUCUCUUGCUCUGGAAGACUGUGAAUUGCUCAUGCCUAGAGAGAGGAAGGAUGGCACAUGGGAUUCCUUCUCAAGGCAAAGUUACCAUAACGGUGGAUGAGUACAGCUCGAACCCCACCCAGGCGUUCACACACUACAACAUCAACCAGAGCAGAUUCCAGCCGCCUCAUGUACAUAUGGUCGACCCCAUCCCAUAUGACACUCCAAAACCAGCGGGCCACACGCGGUUUGUCUGCAUCUCAGACACACACUCCAGAACAGAUGGUAUCCAGAUGCCUUACGGGGACAUCCUUCUCCACACAGGCGAUUUCACCGAGCUGGGACUGCCCUCCGAGGUUAAGAAGUUUAAUGACUGGUUAGGAAACCUGCCCUAUGAAUAUAAAAUAGUGAUUGCUGGGAAUCAUGAACUGACAUUUGACAAGGAAUUCAUGGCAGACCUUGUUAAACAGGACUACUACCGUUUCCCCUCUGUGUCCAAAUUGAAACCAGAGGACUUUGACAAUGUUCAAUCCCUCCUGACAAACAGUAUUUACUUGCAAGAUUCGGAGGUAACAGUGAAGGGAUUCAGGAUAUACGGUGCACCUUGGACCCCGUGGUUUAAUGGAUGGGGCUUUAACCUACCCAGAGGUCAGUCUCUGUUGGACAAGUGGAAUCUCAUUCCUGAGGGCAUCGACAUUCUCAUGACACACGGACCUCCUCUAGGUUUUCGCGACUGGGUUCCAAAGGAACUUCAAAGAGUGGGUUGUGUGGAGCUGUUAAACACAGUCCAGAGGCGAGUGCGCCCCAAGCUACAUGUGUUCGGUGGGAUUCACGAAGGUUAUGGCAUCAUGACUGACGGUUAUACGACGUACAUCAAUGCUUCAACAUGUACAGUCAGCUUUCAACCUACCAAUCCUCCAAUUAUAUUCGACCUACCAAACCCACAGGGUUCCUGAAUCUCUAAACAUCCUAUUGGAAUGUGACAGAAGGUCUACAAACUGCCAUUUUUCUAAAUAUAAACUUACAUUCUCUUACUCAUUUAUUUCUAAAUCCUGUGAGUUCUUUUUGUAAAUUGUUGGAACAAAAUAUGAUGCUAGAGGUUGUGCUUCUUCUUUAUUAUUAUUUUUUAAAUGGGGCCUCCAUUUGAAAUCAAAGGAGCAUUGUGAAUUUGUAAAAUGACUUCUGUUUUCUCAAAGGCCACGCCAUUGUAAAUUGUUAGUGUUCGCCAAAGGACAGCCAAGCUUUCUUUUAAAAAGUGAUUUUUAAAAAAGUCUUAUUUUAAUAUGCUUUAAGCUGGAAGAAAAAGAAAAAGAAAAAAAAAAGACCAGGAGGUAGGCAGUGUUUUAAAACCAUCCAGAUUUGCACAGUUGUUUGAAGUCUUUUAUUUUUUAAUAUUUUGUUGUUGUUGUUGUUGUUUUCCUGGUAAUGCUUCAUUAUGCAGAUGAGGCCCCAACUAAGAGCAAUCUUCUCAACAGAAGGAGCUCUAGGAAAGCCUUCUCAUCACAUUCCCUCUGUAAAGAAGACUGUCAAGAGAAGAAGACAGCCCUCAUUCAAGGGAUGACUUAGCUAGUGAGAUCUUAGUCAUGGUUAUACAAGGUCUCAUUGUUUGUUUGUUCCUUUUAAAUUAUUUUAGCUUUAAAAAUAUGGAAAUUGAAUCUGUCAAAAGCAGGUAUUUCAUGCAGUAAAAAAAUGAGCGUGCCGACUCAUAUGGGUUUAUAUAUAUAUAUAUAAGUAUUUUUUGUGUAUUAUGACUAAGUUAGGAGUUUAAUAUUGCCAAGGACAGUACAACUGCAAAGGAGUGCUGUUCAGCAGCACAUCAGAAGUCUCAAAGAACUGACGCAUUUCUCAGAACUCAAGGUCUUAAAGAGCUUGAGUUGAAUCUAGGUACAGUUACAAGUGUGUAUAGACUUAAAUGGAUGCAAUGGAAGCUAACUAAAAUAAGGCUUAGUUGUCCUUUCUAUUUAAAUACCCCAAAUUGUCUUCUUACUGCCUCUCCCCUUCCCAUUUUGCACUGUGUGUUGAUGCAAUCUUCACUAGCACAAAAUAUUGUCGCUAAUAGUCCUUUCUGUUUUCCCAUUGUAAAUGCUGUUGAGCUUUAUUCUAUUUUAUGUUAUCUCAAAAUUUAGGAAAGCAGUUGUUUUCUUUAAAUUUAUUGUGAUAUUCUAUAUCUAGCGGCCUUUAUAUGCAAAUAAAAUUGCAAGAUUUUUAAA